Exaiptasia diaphana is the source of this 1356-nucleotide messenger RNA. Its product is annotated as NADH-quinone oxidoreductase subunit B 2. The transcript is spliced from 8 exons. The record is from RefSeq and is a predicted model, not a curated record. NCBI's taxonomy places the organism in Eukaryota, Metazoa, Cnidaria, Anthozoa, Actiniaria, Aiptasiidae. Gene Ontology annotation, molecular function: NADH dehydrogenase (ubiquinone) activity; quinone binding; 4 iron, 4 sulfur cluster binding. Bases 40 to 681 code for a protein of 213 amino acids. Gene Ontology annotation, biological process: mitochondrial respiratory chain complex I assembly; electron transport coupled proton transport; aerobic respiration.
CCAUGAACCACUGCGUUAUGUUUUGAUGUUCGAUGGUUCAUGCUGUUUGUCAUGGCUUUCGCUUGCAGCACUUUCAACAAACUCGUUAAGAUGAAUGUUCCGUUGCGAAGGGCUCUCUUAAUAAACCGAUCUGUAGUGAGUACUGUUGCCCUGAGACAUCAAAGUGGUAUUACCAACAAGACGCCCAAACCAAAGGGAGCACUGGCUUCUGCUGCCGAAUAUACAGUCAUUAAGUUGGAUGAUCUUGUGAAYUGGGGUCGAAGUAGCUCUCUCUGGCCAAUGAUGUUUGGUUUGGCCUGUUGUGCUAUGGAAAUGAUGGCGUUUGCAGCUCCAAGGUAUGACAUGGAUAGAUUUGGUGUUGUAUUUAGAGCAAGUCCACGUCAGGCUGAUGUGAUGAUAGUAUCAGGAACAUUGACCAAUAAGAUGGCUCCAGCAUUAAGAAAGGUUUAUGACCAGAUGCCUGAACCACGAUGGGUUAUAUCAAUGGGAAGUUGUGCUAAUGGCGGUGGAUACUACCAUUAUUCAUAUGCAGUAGURCGUGGUUGUGAUCGUGUUAUUCCUGUUGAUAUCUACGUACCUGGGUGCCCACCGACAGGUGAAGCUCUUCUUUAUGGAGUCUUACAACUACAGAAGAAAAUACGCCGCCACCAUCACCCUAUCACCAUGUGGUACAGAAAAUAGAUCAUAAUUUACCUUAAAUAAUUACAACAAGACUUGUAACAGCUAUAAACUGUGUGUUCAAGGACAAGUCCACUGGGGGGUAGGGUAGGGGGUUUGGGGUGGUUAGGACCUAAUCGCCAAAUUUUUUUCCAUCAAGAAAGCAAAUUAGUUGAAGUAACAACUAUAAAGUUGACAAAUUGCUUGAUGGAAUUGGGCUUUCUGUGGUACAAUCCUAUGUCAACCAUUUCACCCUCUAAAUGUCCUUUGGAAUAAAUCUGGUUGCUUCAUGAAAGAAAUGAAGUAUUUUCAAGAUAUUGCUAAUGUAUAAAAAGUCAUUUUGAUAAAUGGUAUUUUGCACACUCCUUCGAAAAUAGUGUAAUAUUGGUAAUAAAUUAUAUAAAGAUUUAUAUGUAAAAAGUUGUGGCGCUGCCAUGACACAACUAUAUAAAAAAUGCCUUCUUCAAAAGAAGGCAUGUGUAAAUGAUUAUCAUUUUAAAAAUUAUGAUAAUACGACUUGAAAAAAAAUGAAAGUGAUAUCACUAAUUUUGUUUGCACAUGUUAUUAAAAUGAUCGCAAUUACGCUUGAACUGUAACAACUGUUUUUCAGGCGUUUUGUAUUUUCGUAUUUCUAAGUCGUAAAUUUCKUUUGUACUAAAAAGGUCAGGGGUAUCAGUCCUGGCUGAAUAUAAUGGAAAA